Molecule: messenger RNA, 1174 nt
Organism: Tarenaya hassleriana
Lineage: Eukaryota; Viridiplantae; Streptophyta; Magnoliopsida; Brassicales; Cleomaceae
Product: outer envelope pore protein 37, chloroplastic-like
Exons: 6
Coding region: 120-1067 (315 amino acids)
Biological process (GO): monoatomic cation transport
Cellular component (GO): chloroplast outer membrane
Molecular function (GO): monoatomic ion channel activity
Source: RefSeq, a predicted model, not a curated record
AGAAAAGUCGCCAUCAAAGUUUCCGCCUAAAAUCACAACCUUCCGUUCAAGGCUCCCUCCUCUUUGCUCAGCUGAAUCGUUUGUCUGAGGGAUAGAGAGAGAUUCACCAACCCACAACAAUGGCGGAUCCGUCUCCUCAAGCGGAAACCUCGGAGUCGCCGUCAUCCUCCGCCUUCUCCGGCCUGAGACGACCUAAGCUCCGCGUGACGUCGGAAUUCGACAGCGACAGCCUCGUAUUCUUCAACAAACUGUCCUGCAAGCUCUUCGACAAUCUCGGCAAGGUCAAGCUCUCUUUCCAGAAUAACGCUCAGCGCCAGGUCUCUCAGCCCCAGCUCUCUUUCACCUCCAAGUACCUCUCCAUCCUCUACGAUCUCGAGGAGCAUAAUGCUUUCCUCAAGAGCACCGUCGCCAUCAGCCCUCGCCUUCAGCUUCGUGCUCUUCAUAAUGUCAAGGCACAAGAAGGGGAAGUGGCUAUGGAGGCAAAUCUGGGUGAACCUGGCUAUUCUUUGGAACUAUCAUCCCCUGUCCCUGUUACUGGUUACCCAAGAGCGACCCUCAAAUUCCCGCUUGGGGAAGUUUCGUUGCAAGAAAAACAAGAGGAGGAGGAGGAGAAGAAUAGAAUUUUAUCUGUUGAUGGAAUCCUCAAACAUAAAGUCUUGAAUGGUGUUUGUACUGCGCAAUACUCAGAUGAAGAACUGAGGAUGAGAUAUGCUUACAAGGAUGAUGCCUUGACUUUCAGCCCAACCAUUUCCCUCCCUUCCAAUGCGUUGUCCUUUGAUUUCAAGCGUAGAUUCAGUCCUCUAGAUAAGUUGAGCUAUUCUUACAAGUUUGACUCCAAUGUGUGGAGUGCCGUGUACAAACGCAAGUAUGGCAAUGACUACAAACUCAAAGCUGGUUACGAUUCAGAAAUACGCAUAGGCUGGGCAUCUCUCUGGGUGGGGGAUGAAGCAGGGAAAGUGAAGACAACGCCAUUGAAGAUGAAAGUGCAGUUGAUGCUUCAAGUUCCGCAAGAUAACCUCAAGUCUUCUGCCUUGAUGUUCCGAGUCAAGAAGAGGUGGGACUUGUGAUAUGAUUGAUUACUCAAAUCUCAUAUUGUUAACCCUUUAAUGUUUAAUUGUUUCUCUUAAUCUCGACUUUUGUAUCAAACAAAUCCUUCUUUUCCUUCUUCUUCUUA